AUGGGCUGCUUCUGUUCAACUUCACAGAAAAACAAAGCGUCAGGUUAUGAGGAACCCACCGUUCUAGCAACUGAGACACCUUGUGAGUAUCAUGAUCCAUCAUUGAAUGUUACUGUUAAUGAAGUAGAAGCCUUGCAUGAACUCUACAAGAAGUUGAGCAAUUCAAUUGUCGAAGAUGGUCUUAUUCACAGGGAAGAAUUCCAGCUGGCACUAUUCAGGAAUAAAAACAAGAGAAAUCUGUUUGCAGAUAGGAUUUUCGACUUGUUUGAUCUCAAGCGCAAUGGGGUCAUUGAUUUUGGCGAAUUUGUUCGAUCAUUGGGUGUCUUUCACCCAAAUGCACCUUUAGAAGACAAAAUUACUUUUGCUUUUAGGUUGUAUGAUCUGAGGCAGACGGGGUUUAUUGAAAGAGAGGAGUUGAAGGAGAUGGUAUUGGCACUUCUCCACGAGUCGGAUCUUGAGCUUUCAGAUGAUAUGAUUGAAAGCAUUGUGGACAAGACAUUUAGUGAUGCUGACAUAAACGGUGAUGGAAAGAUCGAUCAAGAUGAGUGGAAAGCAUUUGUGUCCAAACAUCCAUCCUUGAUAAAGAAUAUGACUCUUCCAUAUCUGAAGGAUAUUACAUUGGCAUUUCCCAGUUUUAUUGUAAAUACAGAAACUGAAGACUCAGAGAUGUGA
Messenger RNA from Sphenostylis stenocarpa, 672 nucleotides. NCBI's taxonomy places the organism in Eukaryota, Viridiplantae, Streptophyta, Magnoliopsida, Fabales, Fabaceae. The record is from the annotation of a GenBank genome assembly.